Molecule: messenger RNA, 984 nt
Organism: Aureobasidium pullulans EXF-150
Lineage: Eukaryota; Fungi; Ascomycota; Dothideomycetes; Dothideales; Saccotheciaceae
Product: GPR1/FUN34/YaaH-class plasma membrane protein-like protein
Exons: 5
Coding region: 25-984 (319 amino acids)
Cellular component (GO): plasma membrane
Molecular function (GO): acetate transmembrane transporter activity
Source: RefSeq, a predicted model, not a curated record
UAGCAUAUUCAUAAUACCAUCAAGAUGGCAAACGAGGCAAACUACAACGGGGCCAACGACCAUCUGAACCACCUUGCUAGCCCUCCAUUGGAGAAGGACUUCAGUCAUGACUACCACAACAACAACAUCGGAAACGACAUGGAUAGCGAGACUGCGUUGCAGAGAAUCCGUACAGCUGGUAGCAUCUCGAUCUCUCCUGAGCUCUUCGAGAAAAUCUAUCUCUCUCCUCAGAACAAGGUCGCUGGUGAAUUGAGAAAGACAUUUGGUAACCCUACACCACUCGCUCUGGUCGGCUUCCUUCUCAGCUUGACACCCCUGAGUUGCAUGUUGAUGGGCUGGAGAGGUGCAUCCAACACUGGCGCUGCUGAUAUUGGUGCCUACUUCUUCUUCGGUGGUUUGUUGAUGAUUCUCGGUUCUAUUGGCGAGUGGCUGAUCGGCAACACAUUCCCAUUCGUCGUCUUUGGCUCAUUCGGUGCCUUUUGGUUGACCUUCGCUGCUACUCUCCAACCAUUCUACAAUGCAUACGGCGCCUUCUCUUCAGAUGCCACCGCUCCAGGAGAAGGUCUUGCAACUGUCGAAUUCAACGCCAGUUUCGGGUUUUUCCUCGUCUUCAUGGGCAUGUUGUGUCUCUUGUACUUCAUCUGCUCGCUCCGAACCAACGUUGUCUUCGCCAUGAUCUUCUUCACCCUCGUCCUCGCCUUCGGCUGUCUGACCGGUGCUUACUGGAACCUCGCCAUCGCCUAUGGUAACCCCGCCACCUCAGCCGCUAGGGCUGCUCAUGCUGCAACUGCCACAAGGUGUCUUGUCGCUGCCGGAGCACUCACAUUCGUUACCGACAUGUGUGGGUGGUGGAUCUUCUUCGCCAUUAUGCUCGCCGCUCUCGACUUCCCCUUCCAGCUUCCCGUCGGUGAUCUCAGCACCUUCAUCAAGGGCGCCAGUGACAGGAAGAAGGCAAAGGAGGAGAAGGAGAGAUACAACGCAUAA